Messenger RNA from Daucus carota subsp. sativus, 3378 nucleotides. RefSeq lists its product as uncharacterized. Lineage: Eukaryota; Viridiplantae; Streptophyta; Magnoliopsida; Apiales; Apiaceae. The record is from RefSeq and is a predicted model, not a curated record. Gene Ontology annotation, biological process: telomere maintenance; DNA repair. The transcript is spliced from 6 exons. The coding region runs from base 1 to 3378 and encodes 1125 amino acids. Gene Ontology annotation, molecular function: DNA helicase activity.
AUGUCAACAGACGACACAUCAGAAAGGGAUAGCUCAACUGCCGGCUCUAGCUUCAACCAAGAUCCCGACAACAAUCAGCAGGAUGGAAGGACUACCAUUCCAAGUCCAGGUGAAACACGUCGGCAACGUCUGUUUAUAGACAAAAAAAAGAAAGAAUUCAAUGAUAACAAUGAUGUGUUAAGUAUGGGCACACCAGAUCAAACAUGUGGAUCUUGCCAAGCCAUUGUAUGGCCUGCAGAGUUUACUGGAAGGCAUGUAGGACCUGGGCCAAUGUCGUAUUCCAUCUGUUGCAGUAAGGGAAAGGUGCAACUAUCAUUCUUGCGUGUUCCGCCAUUCGAGCUAACUCGCCUCCUCACCGGUAAUGAUAUACAGGUGGAUGAAUUAGUCAAUGAUGGAAGAGGACCAUAUGUCUUUCGGGUAACUGGGCAAGUGUAUCAUAACAUUGCAUCUUUGGUGCCACCAGACGGCCGAGCCCCAAAAUUUGCACAAUUGUAUAUGUAUGAUGGAUACGAGGCAAAUGAGCAUAGAAUUAAUCUUACUGGAGACAAGGGGAGGGUCGAUAAAUUGAUUGUUGCAACCCUCGAUGGCAUGCUUAGCCACAACAAUAUGCUGGUGGGAAUAUUCAACCAAAUAAGACAACGGUUUUCUAGUGUCGAGCAUGUUCCUGUCCGCCUAAAAUUAUUUGAGAGACGCACAUCUGACGGUCGGUUCCAUAACAGUCAAUCUGAAGAGGAUUAUGAAAUUGAGAAUAUUCAUGCUGUAAAUGCCUUUGAGUUCGCGGGUCUAGCUGUAGAUAAUGACUUUGCAAAUAAAAGGGACAUAGUUGUUCAUAGUAAAACACUUGGACUGCAACAUAUUAGUGAGUUACAUCCAUGUUACAUGUCCUUGCAAUAUCCUCUUCUAUUCCCGUUCGGUGAAGAUGGCUAUCGAAUUGGUAUAAAACACCGUGAUGUGCAGAUUUCUGAUAAUCGGGGGCAUAACACUGUUAGUAUGUGUGAAUAUUAUGCCUUUAGAACACAUUACCGUGUAGGUGAGGGACAUGCUCUAAUACUUGGGGGCCGACUCUUUCUGCAAUUCCUGGUUGAUGCUUGGUGCUCAGUGGAACGCACUAGAUUAUUAUGGGUACAAAGGAACCAGUCCCUCAUUAGAUCAUAUCUUUAUAACAAUGUGGUUGACAGCUUCAGGCGAGGAGACACAGUUGCUACUGAUUUGGGAAAACGAGUAAUUCUGCCCUCAACCUUCACUGGAGGGUAUAGAUACAUGCAGCAGAACUUCCAAGAUUCACUGGCCAUUUACAAAGAAUAUGGUCAUCCUGAUCUCUUCAUCACAUUCACUUGUAAUCCAAAAUGGGAUGAAAUUGAAGCUGCAAUUCAAAUGUCUUCAUCGCAUGAUGCCUCUGUGCGCCCUGAUAUUGUUGCCCGUGUGUUCAAAAUGAAACUUGAUGCUAUGAUUGCUGAUUUCACCAAGCAUCGUGUGAUGGGGCGUGUCCUUGCAUAUAACUUUGUCGCAUGCUAUAUUAUAUCCCAACUACACUUGGAUCUACCAGUUGUGUACACAAUUGAAUUUCAGAAACGAGGCCUCCCGCAUGCACAUAUAGUUUUAUGGUUGGCAGAAGGUGACAAAAUAACAACUCCAGCCGAUAUUGAUUCAAUUAUAUCUGCUGAGAUACCAGAUCAACUCAGUGACCCCGUGGGUUAUAAAGCGGUAUCACAGUUUAUGAUGCAUGGACCAUGUGGGUCUGCAAACCCAAAAUACCCCUGUAUGAAGAACGGUCGAUGUUCAAAAUAUUACCCAAAAUCUUAUAGUGACAACACUAUAACAGAUGCGGACGGAUAUGCCCAAUAUAGAAGAAGAGAUACCAAGAACACUGUCAAAUGUGGCAAGGUCUUUCUUGACAACAGACAUGUUGUCCCUUACCACCGUGGCCUCCUUAUAAAAUAUCAAGGAAAUAUAAAUGUGGAAUGGUUCAAUCGCAAUCUGGCUAUUAAAUAUUUGUUCAAGUACAUUGGCAAAGGUCCAGAUAUGGCUACGAUAGUUCUGGAGAGGGAAGACCGUCAUGCCACAAAUCUAGAAUUGCCUUCUACAUCUCAAGCAACCGUAGUUGAGCACGAUGAGGUCAAAACAUAUGUGUCAUGUCGGUAUGUUUCGGCGGCAGAGGCAUAUUGGCGCCUCUUCGAAUUCCCUAUACAUCAUCGGGAACCUUUUGUCCAGCGAUUAUACUUCCAGCUUGAAAACGAACAGGAAGUGAGAUUUCGCGAUAAUGAAACUUUGCCUGAAGUGGUUCGUCGCAUUGACCCCGAUGGCACGAUGUUCAUACAAUGGAUGUUGACAAACCGGUAUGAUGAACUGGGCCGUGAACUAACAUUUGUUCAAUUCCUGACAAAAUUUCGAUGGGAUUCGACCGCACGCCGGUGGUUUCGAAGAAAGCAAAAUAUCAACGUUGUAGGCCGAAUGGUAUAUGCUCACCCAGCAUCUGGAGAACGGUUCUAUAUGCGACAGUUAUUAAACAUUGUCCAAGGGGCCACAAGUUUCGAGGACAUCAAGAGGGUAGGCGGGGUUGUUUAUCACACCUAUAAAGAGGCAUGCUUUCAUAGAGGUCUCCUUGAUUCAGAUAAAGAAUGUCAUAUUGCACUUGAGGAUGCCAAUGCCUAUGCUACUGCACCACAGCUCCGUGACUUAUUUGUUACUUUAUUAGUGUUUUGUGAAGUCAGCAAUCCGUCCGAGCACUGGGAAAAACAUUGGCUUACUUUAUCCGAUGAUAUAGAAUACACACAAAGGAAGCUUUUAAAGCUACCAAGUCUGAGAAUUGAUGUUGGUGACAAACAAAUGCUUGCGCUUCAGGCUAUUAGUGACUUGUUGAAGCAAUAUGGGAAGAGGUUGGCCGAUUACCCAGGUCUACCAGCAUUGAACACAGCUACAAAGCACAAGUACAAAAAUGAACUACUGAUAGAAGAGAUGAUGUAUAAUCGAGAGGCGCUUAGGAUUAUGGCAGGAAACAUAAUUGACUCCCUGAACUACAUGCAGACUACUAUAUUCCAAAGAGUUAUCCAGGCUGUGGAGUUAGAUUUGGAUGGCCUUUAUUUUGUGUAUGGUCCGGGGGGCACAGGUAAAACGUUUCUGUGGUCAGCUAUAAUAUCAAAAUUAAGAAGUGCGGGUAGAAUAGUCCUAGCUGUUGCAUCAUCUGGUAUAGCUUCUCUUUUAAUGAAUGGUGGAAGAACUGCACAUUCGCGUUUUAAAAUACCAAUCAAUAUUGAUGAGUUUAGUUGUUGCGAGAUUAAACAAAAUACAUACCUGGCAGAGCUGAUAUAUGAAACUAGCUUAGUCAUUUGGGACGAGGCCCCCAUGACUCAUCGUGUCGGGAUAUCCGGUCAAAGGUGA